This is a messenger RNA of Juglans regia (Persian walnut), 1386 nucleotides long. RefSeq names its product homeobox-leucine zipper protein ATHB-22-like. The record is from RefSeq and is a predicted model, not a curated record. Gene Ontology annotation, cellular component: nucleus. Gene Ontology annotation, molecular function: sequence-specific DNA binding; DNA-binding transcription factor activity, RNA polymerase II-specific. The transcript is spliced from 4 exons. The coding region runs from base 481 to 1191 and encodes 236 amino acids. NCBI's taxonomy places the organism in Eukaryota, Viridiplantae, Streptophyta, Magnoliopsida, Fagales, Juglandaceae. Gene Ontology annotation, biological process: positive regulation of DNA-templated transcription.
GAGAGAGAGAGAGAGAAAGACAGCGAAAUAGAGAGUUGUCGGUUGCAUACGUAAAUGGAAGAGUGUGGGAUCAAAGGUCUCCGUCUGGUCCCAGUAGUCCUGCUCCUAUGGAACUGACAUAUGCCUUCCCUUUCUCACGCCUUGUGCUGACUUCUUUCUAGUACUAAACCUCUUUCGCUCUCUAUAAAAACUAGACACAAAACUUUGUUGCUCCCCAAAAGUGAAGUAGGAAGAAGAACCUCACAGUUUCUCUCCCUCCUCCUUUCUCUCUCUACGCAUUCACUUUUUUGGCGACCUAAAAGAUCAGGAAGAAUAGAAACUUACAACACUCAGCGUCACGCCUUCCUAACUCAAUAAUCAGGGCCGGCUCAAUGGUAAGGCCAUUGAGGCCAUUGCCUAAGGCCCCCACCCUAUGUCCAUAUUGCAUAGAAACUUUGGGUCGAUCUGAGGAAGAGUUGCAGAAAAGUGGAGCUGCCGAAUAUGGACUGGAAUGGGAGUUUAAUUAGACCCUUCGUUACCCGACCAGAAUCUUCUUUAAGCUUCCUCUACAACUAUAACUACGACCAUUUUCCAGGAAUGGAGGUGAAGCAUCCAGCAGUGGUGGACUCGGCUCAUGGGAUGGUGCCGACAAUGGACAAGAACAGCAACUAUGGCAGCUGCCAGGAGAAGAAGAAGCGAUUAACGAGCGAUCAGCUAGAUUCACUGGAAAGGAGCUUCCAGGAAGAGAUAAAACUGGACCCUGAUAGGAAAAUGAAACUGUCCAAGGAGCUAGGGCUGCAGCCUCGCCAAAUCGCUGUUUGGUUCCAAAAUAGGCGCGCUAGAUGGAAGGCUAAGCAGCUUGAGCACCUAUACGAUGCACUUAAGCAGGACUAUGAUGUCAUCUCUAGGGAGAGGCAGAAGCUUCAAGAGGAGGUUAUGAAAUUGAAAGCUAUGCUGAGAUCAGAGCAGCAAGCAGGAGGGAGGAAGCAAGCUGGCUCCACGGGCUACACAGAAAUCUCUGGAGAAGAGACGGUGGAGAGCACAUCUAUUGCCAUUAAUGGCUCUAACAAGACAAGAUCAGGAGGAGGAGGAGGAUCAGCGAGUCAGCAUCAUCAGAUUAAUGCAGACUGCAACUAUCUCUUCAAUGUGGAGGAGUAUAACCCAUUAUCUCCUCCUUACUGGCCGGGUGGCCUCCCUUCCUAUCCCUCCUAACUAUUUGGCUGUUUGAUUAUUAGUUGUUCAUAUUCAGCUUAGAGCGUGUUCUUUAGCUUAUUAGUAGGACCGAUGCAUGCAUGAGACCCACUUGAAGAAUUGCUAUACAUAUCGAUGAUCAGCACAUGAGUACUGAAAAAGACGCUAGCUAGCUGUCGUCUCCAGGAUUUUCAUUAACCUACCUAUUUACUUGCA